AGCUUCCAAGAAAGCAAAACAAAAGGGAUUUCAUAGAUGAAGAGAGACAAGAAUCCACGUCUUGUUUUUCUUUUGGUUUUUCUGGUUCUAAUCUUCACCACAUUGUCUAUAACUUCUGUGGAUGCCAGAAAGCAUCACAGCAAGAAGAGCAGAUCCCAUUCUAAGCAUCAUAAACACAGAAGUGGCAAUGGCAACAGUGCUCCUGAUUCUGAAAAUCCUCCAGCUCCUGCGCCAGCCCCUCUUCCUCCUUAUGCUUCCUAUCAGCCCCAGUCCAGAAUUUUUGAUGUUUUGUCCUUCGGAGCUAAGGGUGAUGGAAUCUCAGACGACUCUAAGGCACUUCUAGCAGCAUGGGGAGCUGCCUGCAAGGUACCUGGGGCUACUGUAGAAAUUCCAUCAGAAUUCAAGUUUCUUAUUGAACCCAUUACACUACAAGGCCCAUGUAUGCCUCGCCUCGUUCUUCAGAUAGAUGGGACUCUCUUGGCUCCUCCAAAAGUGGCUUCCUGGCCAAAAUCCAGUUUGUUUCAAUGGAUAAACUUUAAAUGGCUCCAUAAAUUCACCAUCCAAGGUUCUGGUACUGUUGAUGGUCAAGGUUCAAAGUGGUGGAGCCUCUCCCAGAUCCAUUAUAUUCAGAAGAGAUCCAAAGACAUCCCAGAUAUGAAACCAACUGCCUUGAGAUUCUAUGCCAGCUAUGAUGUCACCGUUCGCAAUAUCCGAAUCAUAAACAGCCCUCAGUGCCAUCUAAAAUUUGACAACUCUGGCAGAGUGAAUGUUACCAAUAUCACAAUUUCUUCACCAGAGAACAGCCCAAACACUGAUGGCAUUCACCUGCAGAACACCCAAGAUGUGGAAAUCCAGCAUUCCAAUAUUGGAUGUGGAGAUGACUGUGUCUCCAUACAAACUGGUUGCUCUAACGUCCAUGUUCAUCAUAUUAACUGUGGGCCUGGACAUGGAAUAAGCUUAGGAGGACUAGGGAAAGAAAAAAGUGCGGCAUGCGUCUCUAAUCUAGUUGUUGAUAACAUCUCAGUGCAAAAUGCACUAUAUGGAGUAAGGAUCAAAACAUGGCAGGGUGGUAUUGGAUCUGUCAAGAAUGUGUCAUUUUCCAAUAUUCAGGUCUCCGAUGUAAAGGUGCCUAUAAUGAUUGACCAGUACUAUUGUGACAAGCAUAUCUGCAAGAACCAGACAGGAGCCGUGGCAAUAUCUGGGGUUACAUAUAAUCAAAUAAUUGGGACUUAUUCAGUGCAGCCCAUUCAUCUAGCUUGCAGCAACAAUGUGCCAUGCACUGACGUCGAUCUAAUUGAUAUUCAGUUGAAUCCAUCCCCAAGAUACCGAAGUUUCCAACAGGCCUUGUGUUGGAACUCUUAUGGCAAAUCACAAGCUCCCCUUGUUCCUUCAAGCAUAGAUUAUUGCUUACGAAGACAUAGUGGUUCUUUCAUGGAAAUAGCUAAAUCACAUGAGAAUAUAUGCCAAUGAUCAUGAAGAAGCUUCAGACCAUGAAUAUAGUGGCUUUUUUUCUCUUC
Molecule: messenger RNA, 1517 nt
Organism: Vitis riparia (riverbank grape)
Lineage: Eukaryota; Viridiplantae; Streptophyta; Magnoliopsida; Vitales; Vitaceae
Product: polygalacturonase At1g48100
Exons: 8
Coding region: 37-1470 (477 amino acids)
Biological process (GO): carbohydrate metabolic process
Molecular function (GO): polygalacturonase activity
Source: RefSeq, a predicted model, not a curated record